This is a messenger RNA of Acanthosepion pharaonis, 930 nucleotides long. Lineage: Eukaryota; Metazoa; Mollusca; Cephalopoda; Sepiida; Sepiidae. The record is from the annotation of a GenBank genome assembly.
AUGAUCAGAAAUUCAUUUAUAUUAGAUUUAUCUGGUGUUUUAAAAGGAAAAGUAGAAAAGCAUCUAUUGAGGAUCGAACUGACGAGCAACGUAUUGGGCGACCACCGCCAACAAUCGCUUUAUGAUAUGAAACUUCUUAUUCUCUCUGUCUUUCUCUCUCCCAUUCUCUGUCUGUCUCUCCCUCCCCCUCUCUCUCUCUCUCACUCUAUCUAUCUAUCUAACUAUCUAUGUAUCUUGUUCUAUCUCGGACUUCACUGCUUCUCUCUCUCUCUCAAUCUCUUCUCUCUCUCUCUCUCUUACUCUCUUUCUCGGAUUUUCAAUCUUAAUCCCUCUCUAUUUCAACCUCUCUCUCAAUCGAGUUCAUAUAUUUCGACCCCUCCCUGUCUGCCUCUCUCUUUCUCUCUCUCACUCGACCUCACUCUCAACUUCUCUCGACCGUUCUCAACAUCUCUCAACCGUUCUCUCGCUCUCUCUUUCGACUUCUCUCAUUCGACCUCCCUCCUCUUUGACUUCUCUCCUUUUAUCUCUCGACCCUUCCCUCUCUAUCAGCAUAUUUCUAAUUCCACAUGCUCUAAACAUUUUUCUCUCUCUCUCUCUCUCUCUCUCUCGACUUUCAUUAUAAUUUUCACCCGCUCUCAAUAUCUACCACUCUCUCUCUCUCUCAAUAUCUAUCAACUCUCUCUCUCUCUUUCUUUCAUAUAUUUCGACCCCUCUCUAUCUGCCCCACUCUCUCUCUCUCUCUCUCUCUCUCUCUCUCUCUCUCGAACUCUCGAACUCUCGAACUCUCGAACUCUCCCUUCAUCUGCGAAUAUUUUUGUGAUUGUUUCUUCUAUUUCACUUCUUGCUUGUGGGACUCUCUCUCUCUCUCUCUCUCUCUCUCUCUCUCUCUCUCUCUCUCUCUCUCUCUUCUUGCUUCCCGGCCAACUUUGA